This is a messenger RNA of Guyanagaster necrorhizus, 728 nucleotides long. RefSeq lists its product as uncharacterized. The record is from RefSeq and is a predicted model, not a curated record. NCBI's taxonomy places the organism in Eukaryota, Fungi, Basidiomycota, Agaricomycetes, Agaricales, Physalacriaceae. Bases 27 to 566 code for a protein of 179 amino acids. The transcript is spliced from 4 exons.
ACUGUCUUCACCACACAACCGUCAUCAUGGGCGCCGCCUCCUCCAAGGCUGCAAAAAAAUAUCCAAAGAUGGCUGAGAAACCGUCCUGGGCAGGUGCUAGAACGCCUCGUACUGCAGAAACAAUACCCAGACCCAGGGCUAGUGAGGUGAAAAAUCAAGAUAUCGAGCGCGAUGCCCAAGACCCUCAUUUUUUGUCUAAUUUGAACAAACUGGGCCCAGUACGCGUGGAUCAUCAUAUGCAAUCUUUCCAGCCGGCUGCGUCCAAGAGCAGCAUGCUUCGCUCGCGCGCCCGCGCUGAAAUGGAAGAAACAUCAAGUGCUGGACGCAAUGUCUAUGCUGCGACACUCAGUUCUAUGCUUAAUCAACAAAAAUCAUGCACCACGCGUCUCGACAUCGAAACUCUCGCUCGGAACUAUAAAAUCGAUAUCCAAAAACUGAAAAGUAUUUCAAAGUUUGUCAACAGUCCUAGCGUCGACUCCAGUUCCCUUGUCAAAACCGUGGACAAAGAUGGCAACGAGAGCCGGAGCAUGCUGGCUGUAUGGAUUAAACCGAACCUUCGCGAAUGAACACGAUAUUCCACAAUUGAACGCUUCGUCUUUUAACCAUGAAAGCCAUGGGACAGUGAGUGCCCAUACAUUGCGUCAUCUAAAGCAGCACAACAAGAGCAGUCCCCGGUUAAAUUGUACUGAUAUGUAGCAACACUAAUAAUGAUUCGCUACCAACUCAUC